Molecule: messenger RNA, 3067 nt
Organism: Didymodactylos carnosus
Lineage: Eukaryota; Metazoa; Rotifera; Eurotatoria; Philodinida; Philodinidae
Source: the annotation of a GenBank genome assembly
AUGUAUACUGUUUCUCUUAUUUUCACCCCGCUGGAAAAUCGAACGUUUUGCUAUGAAACUCGAUGUACGAACUUAAUCUUAACUGCAUGGGUUACUGAAUUAAUGACUGGUGCAACUGUUAAUGAGGCAACUGUUUCAGUAUUCGAUAAAAAGCAAGAAACAAAUCAACAAGGACUAUGCACAAUGCAAAAUUUCAAGAUAGAGAACAAUGAACAAGACAUAUUAGUUGUAGAAAAGGAUGAAGAUCUAUGUAUGUUAGUGAUACAUACAUCUUAUCGUAAAGUUCAUGGUAAAUAUACAUCACAUCGUAGAGUUAAUGAUAAAUAUACAUCAGAUCAUGUAUGGCAUGUAUUUAAUGAUCGAGGUUUAUAUAAACCAAAUGAAGAGGUACAUGUUGAAGAUGUAGAAGAAUUUAAGAAAAAUAUGCAACAAAGAGACGAUUUUUAUGAAGACCGAGGUGGAGGUGGAGGUGGUGGUGGUCGUGUCGGUUGUUAUGGUAAAUUACUUGAUAAUCUAACACGCUAUCGUGUAUGGGCAUUAGCAGUUAAUGAUAAACAAUGUGGUUUAGGUGAAACAUCAUUUACUGUACAAUUACCAAUCAUGGUUCGACCAUUACCGCCAAGAUUUCUCAAUUAUGGUGAUAUUGCUCAUUUCUCAGUUAUUUUACAAAAUCAAACAGAUCUAUCAUUACCAUUACAUGUUGGUUUAAGAGCAAGUAAUGCUAAAUUAUUAGCAUUAGAAACAAAUCAACAAGGAAUUGGUUAUUCAAUUGUGUUAAAAGCAAGUAAACGAGUUGUAGUUACAUUUCCAGUUUCAACAAUUCAUUCUGGUGCAGCUCGAUUUCGAUUUUUAGCUAGCGUUGUAAAUAAUAAAACAUAUGCAUCAUGUGGUGAUGCAAUCGAAUUAAGUUUACCUAUUUUUCCACUAGCAACAUCUGAAACAUUUGCAACAUAUGGUGAUGUGGAUGAAAAAAAAGUGAUUUUACAACCAAUAAAGACACCAAAAGAUGUUAUUGCACAAUUUGGCGAAUUGUCAAUAUCGACAAGUUCAACAGCAUUAGCAUCAUUAACAGAUGCAAUUAUUUCAUUAUAUACAUAUUUAUAUGAAUGUAUAGAACAAAUAAGCUCAAGAUUAUUAGGUAUACAAGCAUUAUGGGAUGUUUUACAAGCAUUUCAUUGUAAGGAUCUACCUGAAGUUUCAGCAUUGAAAACUAAAUUAGAAUCAGAUAUGAAUGUACUAAAAAGCCGUCAGUAUCCAAAUGGUGGAUUUGGUUAUUGGACAAGUCGAACUGAUUACUAUGCUGAUCCAUAUAUGAGUGUACAUGUUGUACAUUGUUUAGCUGCUGUUAUAGAUAAAGAGUCCGAAAAAGUUCGAUAUAGUUUAAUGAGUUAUGCAUUAUAUGUUAGAGCAAAACACAAUAGAGACGUGGCUCGUGAAGCUUCACGACUGUUUAAACGGAGUGGAUUUGAUAAACUUAGUUUAGAAGCAUUAGGAUGGUUAUUAGUAGCAUUAUCCACUGGUGAAAAUGAAAAUAUCAAGCAAACAGUUAAAAUAAUAUACAACCAUCUAAAAGGCAAAGUAAGUGAAACAAGUGAAACAGCUAAUUUUAUUACGUCAUAUGAAUCAUUAUUAUAUAUUGAUCCAAAGUCAAGUUUAUGCACAAAAUUAUGCAAAGAUUUACAAGCGCAUAAAGUGAAAGAUGCAUGGAAAUCAACACAAGAAAAUUGUUUUGUUUUAAUUGCAUUAAAUAAAUAUUUUCGCAUGAAGGAAAAGGAUAUACCAGAAUUUGCGGCAAAUAUCUGGCUUGAUACUGAUUACUGUGGUCAGCAUCAAUAUAAAGGUAUAAGGUCAUGUCAAAGGAUAAUUACGAGUUAUUACUAGCAGACUAAAUGUGAUAUCCAUACAACAGUAUAUUUAUUAGCAUAAUUUGGUCCAAAGUGUUCUAUAGGUUUCUGUAAGGGUUAGGUAUCCACGUAAAUUGUCUAGUUACCCUAUAUAAUCUUUAUAAGAGAUAAAUUGCCAGUUUAUUGCGCGAUCCUAUCUGAGAUAGGAUCGUGCUGUUAUAAUGUACCCGCUCAUUCAGCAGGAAUUGACUCUACUCUAGAAUCACAGAUUUUAUGGAUAAUUUUAUAAUCUUAUUUUCAUAGCCAAAUUAUUGCUAUUUAUUUCGGAACAUCUACCUAUUAAAUUUAAACUUCCACAAAGCAAAACCUCGGUAAGUGUCAACCUGGAUUUUUUUUCACAUGCCAACGUACGGGAGAAACAAUCUGCCUUAAACUAUAUCACAAUUCCAUAAUCAUUGACACUAACCAAAUUUCAAUUUAUUUGUCUACCUGUUCAUUUACCCAGUGAACCUUGUAAGGGAAAGUCUAAAACAAUACAUAAUGGUUGAUCAGUGCAAUACAAGUUUUGAGAAACUCAGUCAGUUAUUCCCAGUCAUUAAGUCGCGGUCGAUCCUAAGCUAUUUAUAUCCAUAUACUACGACUUUGGAGUCUAAUUGAAAUAUUAUUAGAUUAGAAAUUUUAGAAUUCAGUUUUGCCUACUGAAUGAGCCUGAUUUCUUUUCCCACUAAAAUGUUUUACUCUAUUCCUCGAGUAUUCCGCUAUUAUUCCUCUAUUUCGCUCUUCCUCUGUUAUAAAGUAUUUCAUUGUAUAAUAGUUUCGCACUCUAUAUUAACUCUAAACAUGAAACAGAUCGCCUUCUGUUUGAUCUUGUUUCGUAUUCUUUCUGAUUUAUUUUUCUUCCGUAUAUUCUACUCAUAUUGAACUAGAUCCGAAAUAAUAACAUGAUACUGAAAUUUCAUAAUUAAAUGAAGAAGAUAGAAACGUCAAAAUAGAACUCAAUCCAAUAUCUUUCAUUUCUAAGGUAAAAAUAGAAGAAAUAACUAAGGAACCUCUCAAAAUAUAUUCCACUCGAUAAUAGUUUGGCACUCUACAUUAAAUGUGAACAUGAAAGAGAUUGCUUUCUAUUUGAUCGUGUUUCGUUUUUGUUCUCAUUUAUUCUUCUAUUUAAAGAAUAAAAUAAGAAAUCGAACAAAUUUUAAAUUGAAUGGUCAUCUUUUAUAUGG